Pleurotus ostreatus (oyster mushroom) is the source of this 1866-nucleotide messenger RNA. RefSeq lists its product as uncharacterized. Lineage: Eukaryota; Fungi; Basidiomycota; Agaricomycetes; Agaricales; Pleurotaceae. The transcript has 4 exons. Bases 1 to 1866 code for a protein of 621 amino acids. The record is from RefSeq and is a predicted model, not a curated record.
AUGCCUGCACAGUUACCCUACGAUGUUCCUUGGGCCGCACAUCCGCUCUCAGACCGUGAUGCCUAUGAUGUGGAUAUUGAUAUUUUGGCUCAACAUUUUACGAGCUUAACUGUUAAAGAUGUCCCAAAGACUCCAUCCGUUCCAGGGGCUUACCCUGAAACACCACGAGUACAACUCAGUCCUAGGGUGAAAAAGAUCAUCAAUUUCCUCAGUUUAUAUUCUGAGAAUAACCGCGAGAUGGUCGAGAACUGCACCCGACAACUGUGCGACGUUACGGAUGCGGACAUGUUCGAAAACAAGGCUCUUAAUGCCCUCUCGUUGUUGGUGACCGACGGCAACACUCAAACACUCCAGGAACCCGCAAAGCACCUUCGUGAGCUUCUCUUCGUCGCAAAGAAGAGUGUCAGGUUCUCCCAGGCACCCCCUGAUGAUGAUGUCUUUGGGACACCGUCCGAUACCACCAAUUCUGCAAAAGAUGUCCGUGUAAAAAACGAGCCACCGUCGUCGCAUAUUUCCCUCCAAACCACUGAACUGACGGAUUCUCAAGUCCCGCAAAAGACGGAAAACCAGCCCAUGCAGCCACCCAUGCCCGUCCCGAUCCCCCUACAACCCUCAGCUGAGAGCUCUGCUCAACAUGAUCCCCCCCUUCAUGGGUCACAGGAUCCUCGAGCUCCUUCACAUGUCGCAACUAAUACCACACCCCAGCCCGCGAUUUCAUCGAAAGUCCCGACGGUACAAGCCACCGUCCCACCAGCUGCUUCAGCUCCCCCCCCACCUCACGUCUCGACCGACUAUAAUGGCGUUAGUGCGAUACCACAUGACGCGCGUUCUCACAUUCCGAUUGCACAAGCACCCAUCCCAUCGUCCCUCCCACAUUAUCCCCCAUUUCAGGGGCCUACAUCACAAAUGCAGAGACCAAAUAUCUCACAAGUACCCCCGCCUCCCGUGCCUGCGGCUUAUACCUAUGCAGCGCCCGAAGCCCUGAGCGCGAUCCCUCAAAAUGAGCCGCCUCAUCCGCCUCCCGUGCCUGCGACUUAUACCUAUGCAGCGCCCGAAGCCCCGAGCGCGAUCCCUCAAAAUGAGCCGCCUCAUGGAUGGCAAUACUACCCAGGUGACAGCAUACAUGUUGGCCCACCGUCCCAGAGUCAGGGGUACUAUAGCGUUGAUGUAUCCGCCCCACCGCACUCGGCCACUCGUUACUACAGUCCCCCUCCCUCAGCGCCGAAUGCUACUUGGCAGGCGCCUCGUCAUACAAGCGCCCCCCCGCCAGCGAUGCCAAUACAAACUACCCCAUAUGAGUCCAUCAGCACCCCGCGUCGCCAUAUCAGUGCUCCCCCACCACAGCCUCGAGGCGAAACACUCUCUACACCCCCCACACAGAAUCAACGGUCGUCGAAAUCGUCAUCGUUUGAGAUCAAUAAUGUCUCAAACACGCUCGUCCUUUAUAAUAACAAUGAUCAGCCGAUUACCGUCGCCUCCCUCACAAUGAAAAAUAAUGAGAAACCGAUAAAAGAGGGCUACCGCGUGAAGGCGCGUUAUAUUCACUGUGACCGGCAAUCCUACGUCCCGGUUGUCAUUUCCCGCCCCAUACUCCCUUCAAACUGGAACAAGCUGGCUGGAGAUCUGUUCAUCAUAACAACAGGCCCGCUGGGGCCAUCCACCGUUGCGGAAACUGUAUGGAUGUUGAAGGAAGAGGGUACCUGGCAUGACAUAACCCAUGAUUUCAACAGCGAUCAAUUGGACUCGUUGCACUUGGUGCCGCACCCAGCUAAGGCCAUUGUGAGCGAUCAUUUCCUCAGUAGACGUACUAGUGCUGGUAAGCCUGGUUGGGUAACAGCGAAAACCCAGGAUACUUACAGACUAUGA